Messenger RNA from Phlebotomus argentipes, 1889 nucleotides. It is a transcript of the gene RN-tre, whose product is annotated as USP6 N-terminal-like protein. The coding region runs from base 150 to 1565 and encodes 471 amino acids. The transcript has 4 exons. Lineage: Eukaryota; Metazoa; Arthropoda; Insecta; Diptera; Psychodidae. The record is from RefSeq and is a predicted model, not a curated record.
CUUAGAUCCCCUGAAGAUCCCUCCUGUCAUCAUUCCUAGAAACUACAAGACUGUGAACCAGUGAUUUUAGCGAUUUCCCGCGAUCUAUUGACGAAUUUACGGUGGGCCGAAGUGAGAUGCUGCCCAGAUAAUCACCGUGACCAGUCGACAUGGAGGAUGAAGAGGAGGCUCUGCUGCAGCGCGCGCAGGUGGAGCGCGAGAAGAUCUUCCAGAAGUACGAGCGUGGAAGGGAAGACGGCGCUGAAAUUGAUCCCUGGGAAGACCCCGACUUCUCCCUGUACAAACACACCGACCGCUAUGGCUUCAUACACAAGCACACGCUGCCGGCGCGGCUGGACGCGAGCACGACGCGACGCAGGGAGGUGGAAUUGGAGCGCGAGAAGAAGUGGCUGAAGAUGCUGAAACGAUGGCAGCGCAAGGACACGCAGGAGAAGCUGCGCGGGAGGAUCUUCAAGGGCAUCCCCAACAAGCUGCGUCCGCAGGCGUGGCUGCGACUGCUCAACGUGGAGGAGGUGAUGAAGAGUUGGCCCACAGUGUAUCGCGAGAUGCUGCGGAGGGCGAGAUUGCUGUCCACGGAGGUGCGCCAGAUCGAUUCGGACGUGAACAGGCAGUUUCGCGAGCACCUGCACUACCGCGAGCGCUACAGCGUGAAGCAGCAGAGUCUGUUCAACGUGCUGGCCGCGUACAGCAUGUACAAUUCGGAGGUGGGCUAUUGCCAGGGCAUGUCUAGCGUGGCCGGGCUGCUGCUGAUGUACAUGGACGAGGAGGAGGCGUUCUGGGCGCUCAAUGUGCUCUUCACGGACGACAAGUACGCCAUGCACGGGCUCUUCAUCGAGGGCUUCCCGAAGCUCACGCGCUUCCUCAGCCACCACGAUCGCCUGCUGGAGCGCUUCAUGCCGCGCCUCAAACGGCACCUGGACAAGCACCACGUGGACUCGGUGCUGUACUCGCUCAAGUGGUUCUUCGUUGUGUUCGUGGAGCGCGUGCCCUUCAGUCUGGCGCUGCGCGUCUGGGACGUCUAUCUGCUCGAGGGCGAGCGCGUGAUGACCGCCAUGGCGUACACGAUUCUCAAGAUGCACAAGAAUCGGCUGAUGCGGCUGCGCGACAUGGAUCUGAUCAUCGAGUUCCUGCAAGUGAAGCUGCACGCGGAGUUUGGCUUCGACGAUGACUUCGUCAUUCGCACACUCGGCCAGAUCAUGUCGGAUCUCAGGCGCGUCAAGAUGGACCUUCCGCCGCCGCCGCCGGCCAACGAGCGCCCCAAGUGCGCCUUUGGUGAGCUCGUAGAGGCGCCGCUGGAGAAGAAGAUCGGCCGCCGGCGCUCGGUGUUCACGGAAACGGAGCUCAAUGUGCACAAUGUGGUGAUUAGUCGACGCGAGCAGCUGGAAUCCGUGGAUCUGUCGCAAUCCCACAUCUCUGAUGACCUUCCCGAUGAGUUCUUCGAUCCUGGCCUGGGCGCAAACUCGUCGGCAAUCGUGUCGUACAGGAGCGUGAACAGCCUCUGUACGUCCGUGGCCUCGAGCAACAGUUCGCUGGCCAGCUCGACGGAUUGCGUGACGAAGUUGUAGGCGCAGCAAUACUCAGUUUCAGUUCUUUUUUUGUUUUGCUAAAGAUGAUCUAGAUCUGUCCAGGCGAUCGGCGCGCGAAGUGUCCUUCGAGGCGUCCUUCUCGUCCACGGCGGACCUGAGCCUCUUCUCGGGCAGCUGCAGCAAUCCCAUGGACGACUCGUGCAGCCUCAACGCGAGCAUCCCCGAAGAGGAGGACAGGCGCGCCAAGUGUCCGUAGACCAUAAGGAAUUGUAUCCACACACAUUCUUAUCUUUUGUACUCUCGAAUCGCAUAUAUUAGAUUUUUCACAAAACACUGAAUUUAUAUGAUAAAUAAAGGAACGUG